This is a messenger RNA of Schistocerca gregaria, 904 nucleotides long. RefSeq lists its product as uncharacterized. NCBI's taxonomy places the organism in Eukaryota, Metazoa, Arthropoda, Insecta, Orthoptera, Acrididae. The record is from RefSeq and is a predicted model, not a curated record.
AACUUAAGACGCGCAUAAUACUCUUCUAAACAUCGCACUUCCACGAAAUCCACGAUUUAUAGCACUUAUCCCAUCUCACUGUGCACAAAUAUAUUAGUAAUCGCGUUUCACAGAGGUAAUUUAGCUGUUUUAGUGAUAAUCGAUUUAUCGAAAGCGUGUGUUGAAAGACAUGCAACAUGGUGCUGGCUAGUGACCGCAGCGCACUCAGUCUGACUUUUGUCGUGUUGAUAGAUUGAGAGUCAUGGAUGGGAAUAAAACUGCUGUACGAUUAUUCCGCGAAGGGCGGUAUCGAUUGUAUAAGUGGUUUCAGAAAUGGAUGAGCCGAGGAGCAGAAGAAGAGACGGAAGAGCACGGAGACCCCGUGGACGUGUCGCACAUCGUGAACCUGCUACGGGCCGGGCUGGGCUUCAGGCUGCGCCAUGUGGACCAGGGGCAGGGCAUGCUGCCAUGCGUCGAGGGGCCCGGCUGCCGCGUCGUGGCCACCUGCACCUUCUCGGGACUGCGCGCAGUGCUAGAGCUGCCGCAGUCCACGUGCUGCUGCCGCCGCUCCGACACGGACACGGAGACGCACUUCUGGAGCGUCUCUUCCAGCACGGAAUCACUUCAUGAAGCUGGUUGUUCAUCAUUGCCAGAAUUAAACCAAGGGUUGGGGAAAGUUGUGAGAGAAGUAUUGAGCCAACUCCAUCAUGUUAUGAUUGAUCUAAAUAAUCCACUGGCAAUAAGAGAGAUUGCAACAAAAAUUAUGACAACAGGUAGUUUGCAAUCACUUACUCCAAGCCCUGGUAUGGAAACAAUGAGGCGUGUUAGCUCAUCACCCAUUCUUUCACAAGAUAGUAGCUCUGUUUGGUCACAUCAAGGCCCAAAUGAGCAUCUGAAACGUGAAGAAUCAGCAGUUUCAUUGCAG